AUGUCCCCCGAAACCACCGUUAGCGAGUUCCUGGAGGCCAAGGCCGCAUCCCUCCAAGCAGAGCUGGAGUUCAUAAAAUGCCAGCUAGCCGCGUAUGACGUGGUUAGGGAAUCCGAAAAAAUGACCAGCGCGGACUUCGUUGAGGUAAUCCAGCCAUAUCUGGCAAACUUCCGGAGUGCCUCGCAGGAGUUACACAUUACCAAGCGCCAAAUGCGCACAUUCCAUGCCGACGUGGAGGAUGAAUACGCUACCAAACGUCAGCGAUUCGACGAGCCAAGUAACGCUUUACUGGAGAGGGCUUACCAGACUGUCAUGGUGGAGAGGAUCAUGCUUGCUUCUGCUAAGCAGAGCAGGCGUGAAUUCAGCCAAUCCGACUUUCGCAAAGAUGUCUUGGCCUACUAUUGCCCGGCAGCGUGUGACGGUGUGGCCUGGUGCCAUAUUCUGGGCAGGGCGCACCAUAAGGUCAAAGCAGCGCACAUGGUCCCCAAGAUACUGACGGGAGACGAGCUUGCGCACCUAUUUGGAGACGAGGAAUCCGUCUUUGAUGACAAGCGUAAUGGUCUCACCUUGCACUCAGCCUUGGAACAGGGACUCGACCAGGGCAUUAUAGUCAUAGUCCCUUUGGCUGCGGAGAUUUCGGUGCCGACCCGCUGGAAAUGCGUGGUUUUGGACGACACAAAACGGGACGAUAUCAUCUACCAGUCAUACGAUCCACAGGGCAACGAUCCUGAGAUUAUCAGACUCCGGGAUCUCGACGGGAAAGAGCUGACCUUCCUGACUGAUAAUCGCCCCGCCCGUCGCUUCCUAUAUCUCCGUUUCAUAAUCUCCUACCUCCAAGCCAAGCGCAACGGCAACCUCACCGUACAAAGCAAGGUUGACAGAACGCAGCUUUGGCCGACACUUGGCAGGUACUUGAACAAAUCAACUCUGGUUUCUUUAGCAUGGUAUGUCUCAGGAUGCAAAUUACCGGAAUCAUUGGUCGAGGGGCAGACAUUCGAAUCCGAAGACAGCGCGGUGUCCGAAGACGCUGGGCUUUUGCUCAGCAUGAAAUUGCGCGACGCCUGGACAGCCAGCGCGAAGAAGUUGUCUAAACAAAAGAACACCGACGAAGACGAAGACGAAGACGAAGAAUCCUGA
This is a messenger RNA of Aspergillus puulaauensis, 1137 nucleotides long. RefSeq lists its product as uncharacterized. The coding region runs from base 1 to 1137 and encodes 378 amino acids. The transcript is spliced from 3 exons. The record is from RefSeq and is a predicted model, not a curated record. Lineage: Eukaryota; Fungi; Ascomycota; Eurotiomycetes; Eurotiales; Aspergillaceae.